Petromyzon marinus (sea lamprey) is the source of this 692-nucleotide messenger RNA. RefSeq names its product transmembrane protein 47-like. Gene Ontology annotation, cellular component: membrane; cell-cell junction. The record is from RefSeq and is a predicted model, not a curated record. Gene Ontology annotation, biological process: cell-cell adhesion. NCBI's taxonomy places the organism in Eukaryota, Metazoa, Chordata, Hyperoartia, Petromyzontiformes, Petromyzontidae.
GACACACACACACAGGAAGAGACACACACAGACACACACACAGGACACACACACAGACACACAGAGAUACCACCAACACCACAAGCCUCAUCAUCACCAUCAGUAUGGCAGGCAAAGGGAUCGUGACCGUGGUGAGGCCGUUCCCUCUCAUCGGCCUUUCGUGCUCAGUUGUGGCCGCGACCCUGUGCCUCCUGUCGCUGGCCAACUCUGCGUGGGUCACAGCGGACAACUUGAGCCUCUCGCUGUGGGAGAUGUGCAAGCUCAAGAGUGGCAAGGCGGGGGGCCAGUGGGACUGUGUGGACGCAAGGACCACGGACUGGAAGGUGGCUACAAUCGUCCUCAUGUUCCUGGGACUCAUCCUCACUCUGGUGGCCGUGGCUCUGGGCCUGUGGUCCGUCUGCAAGUCCUCCCACAAGUUCCUCAAGGUCAUCGCCGGCAUCCUCUGCGUGGCCGUGUUGCUCCAGAUCACCGCCCUCAUCCUGUACCCGGUGCGCUUCGUGGAGGACUCGGUGCUCCACUCGUACCACGAGUUCAGCUGGGGCUACGGCGUCGCCUGGGGCUCCACCAUCUUCCUGGUCGGGGCCGCCGUCUUCUACUUCCUCAAGCCUCACGACUACCGCUACUCACAGGGACCCCUGCAGCGCUAAGGGGGUAGGGGCACACAGGGGUAGUCGCGUCUAGGGGGGGUGGCG